Scleropages formosus (Asian bonytongue) is the source of this 1082-nucleotide messenger RNA. Its product is annotated as flocculation protein FLO11-like. Lineage: Eukaryota; Metazoa; Chordata; Actinopteri; Osteoglossiformes; Osteoglossidae. The record is from RefSeq and is a predicted model, not a curated record. The transcript has 2 exons. Bases 17 to 931 code for a protein of 304 amino acids.
UUGUGAAAUAAGCAAUAUGGCAUCUACAUGGGCUUCCCAUUUUCUGUGGUGUUCCAUAUUGUGGUUUUUGGUUGACCAAGGAUCAUCAAGAUGUCUCAUCUUGUUCCUGUGCUCAAAUGUGUCCUCGGAUAAAACUACCCCGUUGGCACCUUUUGAAAUAGAUGAUACCACUUAUGAAUCUGUAUCUCACUCUGUGCCGAACCUGGAAUUGGUCUCUAACCAGACCAUGGCUGAAGAGCUUCAUAGCUGGGAAGCCUCAACCACUGCAGUGCCUUCUAUGGUGCUGAGCUUCUUAUUCAACCUGCUGAAUUAUGAUGAUUCUGCUGGAACAACUCCUGGGAAUAGUUCUAACUUCUUGGUGCUCAGUGAUGACCAGCAUGGCUUUACUGACUCUGCAACCAGUGAGAGCUCCACCUUGGUGCUCAACAGCUCCCUGCCCAGCUCUACCACCACUGCUCAACCUUACUCUGCAACUGAUGAGAGCAGUUCCACCACCUUGGUGCUCCUUGAUGACCAGGAUGGCUUUACUGACUCUGCAACCAGUGAGAGCUCCACCUUGGUGCUCAACAGCUCCCUGCCCAGCUCUACCACCACUGCUCAACCUUACUCUGCAACUGAUGAGAGCAGUUCCACCACCUUGGUGCUCCUUGAUGACCAGGAUGGCUUUACUGACUCUGCAACCAGUGAGAGCUCCACCUUGGUGCUCAACAGUGCCCUGCCCAGCUCUACCACCACUGCUCAACCUGACUCUCCAACCAGUGAGGGCAGUUCCUCUACCACCUUGGUACACAACAGUUCCCUGCCCAGCUCUACCACCACUGCUCAACCUUACUCUGCAACUGAUGAGAGCAGUUCCACCACCUUGGUGCUCCUUGAUGACCAGGACAACUUUACCACCUCUGUGCCUAUAGUUCCAGUGACUAACCAGUAGAUGACAGCAACUUCUUGUAAAGGAAGAAUAUUAACAUGCAAUCAGUUGCCAUGCAUCUACUUCAUAGCUAAAAGUUCCUUAGCACUACUAGUCAUGCCAACAGUGAGAUUGUCAAAAUUUGAUGGUACUGGAAAUAAAUGGUUUGAACACA